AUGGCAAAACAGUUAUCAAUGGAAGAGUUAAUUAAGAAAUUUCAAUAUCUUCAAUCUAAUCGGCAAGCAUCUCUGACAGUCGGGAUGAAUCAAAACAGCAAAACAAACAAUAAAACAGUCGAUGAUGAUUCAAAAUUGUCUUCGAUGACCUACAAUGCUAACGGAGCAACUGGUUCACUCAUGGCAUCAAAUGAAACAUCAGCAGAUUUGAACACAGAAGAAGCAUGCAAAGUGUGUUUAGACGCUGUCGCUAAUUGUGCAUUUAUUGAAUGUGGUCAUAUUGUAUGUUGUUUAAAUUGUGCGAAAUUAUUAACCAGAUGUCCUGUUUGUCGUGAAACGAUCAAACGAACAUUACGUGUUUAUAAGUCUUAA
Adineta ricciae is the source of this 372-nucleotide messenger RNA. Lineage: Eukaryota; Metazoa; Rotifera; Eurotatoria; Adinetida; Adinetidae. The record is from the annotation of a GenBank genome assembly.